This is a messenger RNA of Plasmopara halstedii, 306 nucleotides long. RefSeq names its product RAP domain. The record is from RefSeq and is a predicted model, not a curated record. The transcript has a single exon. The coding region runs from base 1 to 306 and encodes 101 amino acids. NCBI's taxonomy places the organism in Eukaryota, Oomycota, Peronosporomycetes, Peronosporales, Peronosporaceae.
AUGUACGCCACUCAAUGUGGUUAUCGCCUCGACGUCGUGGUACCACGACAAAAACUUGCAUUCGAGAUCAAUCUACCUGAUUGCUAUCAAGCAUUGGAGCCAAGUGACGAGGACAACGAACCAAAAACUUUUGCAUUUGUUGAUCUCAAGGCGCGACACCUCGAGUUGUUAGGCUGGACAGUCGUUCAACUUCACGCUGCCCGGUUCUUACAGCUUAAAUCUUUAGAGGAUCGCAAGAUGCAUCUCAAAAAUCUCCUAGAAAUCGCCACCUGUCGCGAACAAAAGACGAGAUCAGCUAGGAAAUAG